This is a messenger RNA of Caenorhabditis auriculariae, 3733 nucleotides long. The record is from the annotation of a GenBank genome assembly. NCBI's taxonomy places the organism in Eukaryota, Metazoa, Nematoda, Chromadorea, Rhabditida, Rhabditidae.
AUGAUUUCGGAUGGACUGCGCCUCGGCAUCGCUUUUGCGCUCCUCGUCGGCUCUCAAGGUGGGCGCCAGCUUGUGUUUGCAUUUUCCAGAUUUUCCUGUUGAUUAUUGCGUUCCGAACCCAAAAAAAAACUGAAAAGUCAUAAAAGUCCGUCUUUUUCUGAAUUAAAAAAAAUUUUCUUUGAAAUUCUCAAGCUGAAGAAAGUCUUCUCUACUGACAAAAAAAGAGAACAAUUUGCACUGCUUUUUGAAAACGUCUAUUUUAUAUUUUCCUUGUUUAACCGAUAGGAAUCCUCUUCUCAUUCUUUGAUAAUUUUCCCGUCCUGUUUGUGGUUCACAACUUAGAAAGAACAACAGUCAGCAUUUUUCAUUUUUAUCUGAUUGCUUUCUCAAAAUUCCCUUUUUUCGUGCUAUAAGGAAACUCUGGACGAGAAAAUGCUUUAAAACUGUAAAAACGAGAAAAAUAAGGUUUUGAAUAUUUCAAGCCCAAUUUGCGGUCUGAAAAAUUUUCAAAGUUUUUUCUAAUUUUUUUUAGACUAAUAUUCAUUUUUUCAAUUCCAACGUUGAGUAUGGAUUUCGAAUUGAGAGUUUCAUUUUUCAGGAAUCAGCAAAGGCUAUUGUCGAGGUGAAGAAUGCGCACAGGCCUUUCAAAGAACCAAAGACUACGAAUCCCUGCAACCAUCCCCCACCGAACGGUAUUGUCAGGUUGGCCCAACUUCUCAUGCCCAACUCUAAGAAAAGUGUUAGGUUCUGCAAACCUACCUGCACUGUAUGAACGAGACAUUCCGGUUCUGUCAUGGGGAUUUGCGUUACCAUUCUUCGGAACUGGUCAUGCGGCGGCACUGGAGCGAUUUCCACUGCCAUCGGUUCCAGCUUCCCAAAAAUUCAACCAAUCGGUGAGACCUAUAAUCCUGACUUCUGGAAUUCUGAUAACCUUUACCCUUCCACGGCGUUUUUGUUAAUGGAAGAAAAAGCAAAACCAAAAAUUAAGGGGCCGUGGUCAAAAUCUUCUCAUUUUAAAAAACGCGAUUUUUCUCUUUUUCUGUUUUAAAGUACAUGCCUUGUAGCACAUGCCAAAAUACAACUGAAUUUCAGUUUGCGAAAAUAACGUUGAGCGCGGCGUGUGCUAGAGCACCGCCGUGUAUGCACACGACACACUACACUUUACAGAAAAAAAAUAUGAGCAAAAAAAAAACGCCGUGCUUCUUUCUCACAACUUUCUUCUUUUUACAUGAAAAAUUCCCUUCAAAUGUUACUUUUCGUAUUAAAUACGCUUGAAAUAGUUCAACUCUUUAUAAAGAUUAAAAAAUCCUCGAAGGUAAGUCAACGUAAAUAAUUUCUCUUCAUUUUGUCUUUUUUUUGAAAUUUUCUCUGGUGCAACCUUGUCAGUACCAAACUAAACCCUUUGCAGGUGCCACUUUCUGCCAGCAACCUCCCAUCGAACCACCAAGCUCUGCGCUCUUUUCGGUGACCCUCAUCUCCUCCGGUUUGAUCGCGUUUUCGAGACUUGUACUGAAGAAGGGGCCAGACCGUUGGUUGAUAAUAGGUUUUUUUUUCUCAAUUCGGUUAGGUUAUUUCUUUUUUCCAGGUACUUUCUGGUCCAGGUGACAAAUAGCAACGUUCGGGGUGAAGCCUUAACGACGGCUGUGAGCAAGGUGAGAACUGAAUUUUCUGUUCUUGAAUCUUGAAAGGUUGUUAAAGAUAUCUGAAAUCAUCAAUUAUACUUAGAAGAUUUUCGAAAAACAGUUUCAACAUUAAAAGCUUUCUGGUUGAUUAUAAAUAAUUUAUAAAUUCGAAAAUUUUCGGAUCUAUUCAAGUUCAAAGCGCAAUUUUUGUGCUAUAAUAAUCCUUGUAUUUUUUGCCUCUUUUUAUCUAAAGUUUUGAAAAGCUUAUUAUUUUCUCUAAAAGAAAUAUUCAAGGAAAAGCCUUGAAAGGAUUGCAAGGAAUCUAAGCCACGUAAUCGAGAUCACUUCCGCCCAAAUUUCCUCAAACCGGUCCAUCUUUGACGAACAGUCUCUUAAUCAUCAUCAUUCUCAUGUUUCAAACCGCCCCCACGUUGUCCUUUUUGAGACAUCAAACGAAAAGAAAAAUUAUCUAUUUUUAGAGGGGCUUUUUUUUGCAGGUGACGAUUUUGAUUAGAAAACACAACUGCACGUCGACGCUACGGUAUGAAGCGGCUUCAGAUGAGCAAAGUCUUCCCAUCAGUUUUGUCGAUGGAACGACGGCGCAAAAGGUUGAUGGCGACAGGAAUUCGGUCGAGGUUCGUCAAAAGGCUUUCUACUUGAAAUACCAGAGUUCUUGAAUCAUCCUGAUAGUAUGUAUCACAGUUCAAGUUAUUGACAACCCCUAGAAAUCUUUAAUCAUUUUCUAAAUCAGCAAAAGUCUAGAAGCUUCCAAACCCGUUAAAGAUUCCGGCCUAAAGUUUUCACAAAACCUUUUAAAAGCUUUCAGGUGCUUUGGCAAGAACCCAAUUACGUCGAAAUCGCUCUCCACCACGUACACGCCUCGAUUCACGUCCGUCGCCAAGGUCCCUACCUCGCCGUCGCCAUUCGAGCCCCCAAAAACGUCUUGGAAGUUGGAUGAUCCGCAAAUUUCUCUCUCAAAGUUAUCGUUCAGACUGGCACGACAGAAUCCAACGAAUUGUGCUGGUCCGGCUGCCGGAAGGCGUCUCGAAUCUCGCUUCCAAACGCCUUAUCUGACCCGAAUCUUUUUUCAAGCUGUUAUGCCCGUAAACUCCAUGUUCCGCUGAAACUUGCCGUCGGUAGGUGUUCGAGAGAUUGGAGAGGGAAAUGGACGAGGUUCAGAUCGGUGCAACGACGUCGGCGUCACCGACGAGUUCUUUGAUGCUUGUGUAUUCGACUUGAUGUUAACUGGUUAGUUGUCAGAAGAAAAAAUGAAAGAGCUGUCCGAAUCUUUCAAUGAAUUACCUUCUUUGUCGUGAAACAGUGUUGAAGCAUUCUGCAGUAGACCUUCAGUCAGGAGUUGCAAGCUUACUAGGGAAUGGUCUCCGAUCGCAGUGGGACUUCUGAAUUAGACUAGGUUCAAUAUAUGUAGUUUUUCACGCUGAUUCCAAAUCUGGUCUCCAAAACUGCCCUAGAGACCUGUGAAAAAAGUUAGGGGCUCUCAAAGUCGAAAAAUUCGAUGUCUCCCAUUGAGCUCCUUUUUGGAAGGUAUAUAGUCCUUGUUCCCCCGGUCACAGAAAACUAUUUGAUUUCUUUCGAAAAGGUUCUGGAGCACAGAUAUGAUUUUUCAAAGCUCGGCGCGUGAUAAGAGCUUUCGACUUUGAGAGCCCCUAACUUUUUACACAGGCCUCGAGGGCAGUUUUUGAGACCAGAUUUGGAAUCAGCGUGAAAAACUACAACUAGUGAACCUAGUCUCAUUCAGAAGUCUCACUGCGAAUGGAGACCAUUCCCUAGUUAGCUCAGUGAUAAAGUUUUUGUACAGGGCUCAAGAAAGAUAAGUUCGAGUCUCUGGGAUGAUUUUGAAACUUCUAUUUUCCCAUCUCCCCAAAAAGUAAGAAAGGUUCUCAGGCGACGACUACCUCGUCUCUUUGGCUAGCUCGACGCAAUCUGACGUCCGACGGAUGUCGCACCACCCAUUCGCCGGUCGGAUCUCCCUGCCGGAAGCCCCGAACGGUCCGACUUUUUCCGGUUGUCUCGCGUCGUCUUAUUCCCGACAAAAAACCGAUGUCUUUAUCUCACUCAUUGCCGCGGUCAUAUCGUUCUUUCUCAUGUAG